GUCGGCUCUAUGCUAUGCAGACGGGCAUGAAGCUGGACAGUAAAACACCAGAGUGCCGAAAGUUCCUGGUCAAGCUCAUGGACCAGCUGGAGUCGAUGAAGAAGGAGCUGGGUGACAAUGACUCCAUCAGUCAGGAGGUCGUUGGUAACGCCCACAUUGAAAACUACGCCUUAAAGAUGUUCCUCUACGCUGACAACGAGGACCGAGCAGGACGAUUCCACAAGAACAUGAUCAAGUCUUUCUACUCAUCCAGUCUGCUGCUGGAUGUCUUGUCUGUGUUCGGGGAGUUGUCAGAGGAGAACAUCCAGCACAGGAAGUAUGCCCGCUGGAAGGCCACCUACAUCCACAACUGUCUGAAGAAUGGAGAGACGCCUCAGGCUGGGCCCAUCGGCAUGGACGAGGACGAGGAAGCAGAUGAGUAUGGAGCUGAAGGUUUCUCAGGCCAAGGUUUCUCCCAGGGGGGUUCCUUCAGAGGCGGGGCGCCUUCUGAGUCCUUUAGGGACCAGGACCAGAGCUUGGGUCCGGGUUCCGCCCCAGGGAUUGGAUUUACUCCUAGCCCAGGAUCAGGGCCAUCGGGUCCCCCCACCACCAACUUCAACAACAUCCACAUCCCACCAGGGGCCCACGCACCAGCCAACACUCCAGCCGAGCUGCCUCCCCCCUCAGCAGAAGCAGCAAAACCAGUGCCUCUUCCCCGAUCAGUGCCCACUGUUGACCCCACACUGCUCAACGCCCAGCAGCAGGGCAGUGUUAAUCUCUCCCAAGAGGACUUUACCAAGGCCCAGAAGUACUGCAAGUACGCCGGCAGCGCCCUGCAGUACGAGGACGUCGGCACGGCCAUCCAGAACCUCCAGAAAGCCCUGAAGCUCCUCACCACCGGCAAAGAAUGAAGUCCUUUGUCCUCCUCCGAUCUGAUCCCUCCAUCCCUCCCAUCCCCCUCUUUCCUCCCCAGCAGCGCCGCUCUAUCUGUCACUGAUCUGGCCCGCAGCGAGCUCAGGACACACACACACAUACUGAGGCCAUCCUGUGAAGAGAGACGUUCAGCUCGCCGUCAGAGGACGUGAUGGAAAUCAGUCUGCAACAAUGGCUGCCCUUGUCUUACACUGUGUCGCACUGUGACGGACUGACGGACUGACUGACGGAGAAAAACCAGAUCAAAACCUCAUUACUGAUCACUAUUGGCUUAUUACACAUUCAUCAAUAUUGUCUCACACAGUGCACUAAAAAAAUACAACCAUUAAUCAAUAUCAAAAAAAAUCUCAACUCAAGGUCCACUUACUGGCUUUUUUUGUGUGAAACAGACUAUGCAUCUGGCCACUCUUCCAAACUGAAUUCCAGCAGUCCUGGAUCCGGUCGGGCCAAUCACAACCAUUUCUUUAAUGUGAGGCGGGUUUAAAACUAUUGGCGUGUCAGUGUUUCACAUUUGAGAAGUCAGACGUUUCACUGCUCUGAUUGGUUGGAGGUUUGUCCAAUUGCCUGUGGGACAACACAACAGGCUCAUAAGAUCCAGAACAAACUGUCAAACUAGGCAGUGCUGACCCAAAAUAAAUCAAGAUUUUGUGGCUGCAUUGAUUUUUUUCUCACCUAAAAUGUUUAAAACGUAUUUUUUACUGUAACGUUUGUGACCACCACUAAACGCACGUGUCGCCCAGCACUACGUCAAACAGUAGAUCUAUCGCCCCCGGGGAAACUGAAAAUUAACUGAGAGGCCAAGCUAACGGUCCGAGGUUCCAAAAAAGCAAGUAAGUGGACCUUUUAGUAAAGAUUAUUGUUUGUUAAACUUAUUUUUCCAAAGUCAAGAAUGAACUUUCACCCUGAAACAACUGAAAUCCUGAAAAUCAGCUGGUCUUCUGUUAAUGUCCAUCUCCUCCUCCUUUUUUGGAUUUAUUGAUUAGUGUCAAUUUAUUGAAGGAAAUCAACAACAGCUAAUGACCUUUGUCCGGAUUUCAUAAAAGAGCAAAUAUCCCUCAUGUUUGUAUUAUAUGCAGCAUGUUUGUGUCGGCUAAUUAAAAAAUAACUUGAGGUCAUUAGAAGAAGUGUAAUUACUACACAAUGUGACCUUUUCAUAGAUCAAAUAACCAGAUGGGAAUGUUGAAUUAAAUACCUGACACUUACUGAUUGCCAACAUUGAUCACAACAUUAAAGCGAUUAAUACCUGAGGACAGCACUGAGUAGGUGUUAGUGAAAUCAUUCAUUAAUAUCGUCUAAUGGUAUAAAUAAACAUAUUGGCAAAAUGUAUGAUAUAUUGUUCUAAAAUGGGCCCCAAAAAUUACAUUUUCAUUAGUCUCAAAUAAGUAGCUGUUUCACUGACUGGUUUCAUAUUCAGCUGGCUGCUUCCUGUCUUUAUGCUAAGCUAAUGUCACCUGGCUCUAGCUUUAGAUAGCAUGUUUCCAUUGAACCAUCCCUGUAGAAUGAUGGCUAACUGGUUAGCUGAACGUGAUACAUAACUGACUAGAACACUAAAAGACGACCGACGGACGGAGUUUUUAAGGAGACGAAAAGUAGUGAAAAUACAAUAUCUGACUGUUGACCUGAAGACUUUUCGCUGCUUUCUUUCAGCUGAGUUAGUCGAGACGGAACAAAUUCAUCUUCAUCUAUAAAAAUCUUAAAGGAAAAACUGAUCCUGGAAUUUGUAAAAACGCAGUAGAGAAUGUAUUUGCCGUCUGCGUUUGGCUUACACUUUGUGUCAUAGCUCGUUAGAAUUAAUGUAACUACAUGUUUUUGCUGUUUUACUAGAUGAAACUGUCUCGUUGUGUCGCAUCCGUUCAGUCUUUGUUCCAGAGCUCAGACGAUAACAAAUUAAUGUGGAGGAAAGAAACUUUACAAUCCAGUGAAUAAAACUGCUGAUGGGGUGUUGGAGAGUCAGCAGGGGGCGCUAAUCCACAGACAGUCCCCUGACUUUUGCUUUCUUAGAGACGGAGAUAUUUGACUUUUAACGUGUUGACGUAUCACUUUCUCUCUGUAUGUUGAUUAUUUCUGAGUGGGGGCUCUGAUUUCUUUUCUGGUUGAUAUUUAACAUUUAAAAGGUUGGUGGGACAUUAAAGGUUUUCACAAAAAUGCAGCGAGACGUUGAAAUCUGUCAGAAUCUGAGCGAUUAAAAACAAUUUGAAUAAAAUAUUUGAAAUGAUGGUAAA
Morone saxatilis (striped sea-bass) is the source of this 3134-nucleotide messenger RNA. It is a transcript of the gene vta1, whose product is annotated as vesicle (multivesicular body) trafficking 1. Gene Ontology annotation, biological process: late endosome to vacuole transport via multivesicular body sorting pathway. NCBI's taxonomy places the organism in Eukaryota, Metazoa, Chordata, Actinopteri, Moronidae. Gene Ontology annotation, cellular component: multivesicular body. The record is from RefSeq and is a predicted model, not a curated record.